Blepharisma stoltei is the source of this 219-nucleotide messenger RNA. The record is from the annotation of a GenBank genome assembly. NCBI's taxonomy places the organism in Eukaryota, Ciliophora, Heterotrichea, Heterotrichida, Blepharismidae.
AUGGGGUACAAGCUAGGGAUGGGAUGCCAUAAUCUCUCAUGUAUUUCCAAGCUAAAUAGGGACUUCCAUUCAAGCAGCCAUAACUAUUAUGGUCACAAUUCAUCUGAUAUUGAGGGGAAAGGACAACAUUUAUUGUGCUAUUUGAAAAAAUACAGAAUCUGUCUGAAAGAACUUCACUGACUCCAAAAGCCCAAUCAGAGCUGCAAUUUCCUUGAUUAA